Messenger RNA from Cinara cedri, 1624 nucleotides. The record is from the annotation of a GenBank genome assembly. NCBI's taxonomy places the organism in Eukaryota, Metazoa, Arthropoda, Insecta, Hemiptera, Aphididae.
ACGUGGAAUAUAUUAUUAACAACAACUGAGGUCUCUCAAAAAAAUGAAGAUUAGAAUUUAAAAAACGGAAAUUGUAUAUUUUUGUACACGGAUUAUUUACGUAAUACCUACAUUACUAUCACAAAAUUUUACAAAGGUAUGGACGCGUGGACCACGUUUGAGUGGUUGAGUGGUAAAUAUUUUCUUGCCGAAAAUAUCAGAAACGAACAAAUAUACAAUAUACAAUCGAAUAAUAUUAAUAUUAAUAACGUAAAUAUGAGUUUAUCAGUUGCGUAUUAUGCUGCAUUACCAUGGGGUUUGAACACGUUCUCUAUAGGGACUUUCCAUAACGUGAUUGUAAACAAUUUAGAAAAAGUCAUGAAUGCUUACGUUUACAUAUACGCGCUUAUCAUACAUUUGUACUUAAAACGUAAAGGUACGAGCAUCGGUUCUCAUGUUUUACAAAAAAUACGAAAUAGUGUUCUGUGGUAUAACGAAGGGACGAAAUUAUUUUACAAAUAUCUCCAUUUACCUUUAUUCACCGAUAAAGACCCUCAAAAUGAACCUCUAUUAGAUGAUAAUAUAAAGACUAUAAUUUAUAGAAUACAAAAUAUUGACGACAGCAAUUCUAUAAAUAUCAACGACGUCAUUCCUGAUUUCGAAAAAAACUAUUUUUUGGUAUGGGCCGAUACUAAUAUCUCCAACAACAAUCUUGGAAACAAACGAUUUAACACGUUUAUGAAUGGGAAUUGUAUGGACGCUAUGGAUUACAUGAGUACUUAUUUGUCGAUCGUUCAAAAGUCUAUGGACAUAAAUUUCGAAUUCCAGUCUGCUACCUCUAUGUACUCACAGUACUGCCCGGAAAAUAUAUUUGAUGUUGAAUCCGCCAAAAAGCCUAUGACAGUAGUUAGAGACAAAAAAGGAAAUACAAAAGCCUAUGAGAAGACUAAGAGCGUAGAUGGAGACAAGCAAAUAAAUAAUGAGGACGAUGAGAAGACUAUGAGCGAAGAUAAAGACGAGCAAAUAAGUACAAAGACCGGUUCCGAAAGUGUAGUCAUUGGUUCCAGUCCCCCUGAAAAUAAAUCAACGUUGAGAAAUCUUUUGAUGGGUUUCCUUAAACUUAUAUAGAAAAAUUUGUGUGAAUCUAGUGUUGAAUUUUUAUUAUGAAUUUAACAAAUGUAUAUUUAUUAUAUUUUUGAUAAAAAUUAUUCAUAUUUAAUUUGUCAUCUUAUUAAAUUUUUUUUUUGAGUUCAACCAUAUCAUCCUUAAAUAUAAUUUCAAUUUCAUAAAUUUAAUGAGCGAUAAAAAUAUAUAUUUUUUGCAAAGUAAAUGUAUAAUGCUACGGUUAUUUGUAAACGACUACAAAAUGUAAUGCACUUUUUUUGUUUAUUAAUUGAUGAUCUAGGAUUAAGAAAUAUAGUAUUAAGAAAUUUAUUUUUAAUUAUAUAUGUUUAAUUCUAGUUUUGAGUUUUAUUAUUUAUCAAAUAAAUUGCAUUUUAUUCACAAUACCAAUAAUUAUUUUAUUCUAUCCUACAAACGUAGUAACACGUGUUUUACUAUAGUCUUACGAUCAUUGUUUUUGUAUGUUUGUAAAAUGGAGUCGGCAAUUUUUUUUAAUUUGAUUUUUUUGAUGUAUUUUAUCAUU